Messenger RNA from Didymodactylos carnosus, 3074 nucleotides. The record is from the annotation of a GenBank genome assembly. Lineage: Eukaryota; Metazoa; Rotifera; Eurotatoria; Philodinida; Philodinidae.
CAAGAUCUCUGUUCGCUACGAGUAGAGAACAUUUUGUUUCAAAAUUUUCGAUUUUUUUCAUUUUUCAAAAUUAUUGAUUUUGUCGACCCGAUAUUUCUGUAACGAAGCAAUGAAGAGAAAUGUUCUUUUUGCCAAGCAAUUACCCAUGAAGUUUGCUAUAAAAAAGGUUCUUAUGGUUUUUGAAUCCGAUGUUUCCUUUAGUUUCUGCAAUUGUUCUACAAAUGGUCACUCCAGUGACCAAGAGGGGGUAAAGGGUUAAGAAUGAGUAAAAGUUAGAACAAAAGCAUAAAGAGAAAACACUGAGUGUCUCAAUUUAUUUGCAACAUUAUUUAUUUCACAUAUAUCUCUGCUUCAGCAUCUAGUGGUAUGUAUGUUUCAAACGAGAUGCAUCAUUAAAUUCUCUACAAAAGCCUAUUGAGCAUGAAACCCGUUCGUUCUCAAAAGGUUAAAAUAACAUGAGUCCAAAAUAGUCCAGGAUCAAGUACAGUGGCCUAGUAAAGUUUUUAAAUUUAUUUCCCGCUCAUUCUUUUCAUUCUUUCUGUUUGACGAUAUUCCAAGAAUAAGCACAUCGAUAAUAAGAAUGAAACUGAUGUCUAGUCUUUGAAAAACUCUAUUGAUUACUGAUUUUUGACAUUUUUUAGUACAACUUCUUUCACGGUUACUAAUUUGUUUUACAAAGUACCUGCUGAUGUGUUUGUUUAUCGUGGUGUCAUAUAAAAAAAUUGAUGUAAAUCCAUCAUCUAUUUCUUAGUUGAUCUUACUUCACAAGUAUUUUUUAUGCAAAAAGGAUACCUUCGUCUCAGUAUCAAGCAAAAAAAACAGAUAAAUAUUUGUAGAAAAUUGACACGCCGUUAAGCAAUCGAGAUUGUCAGUUUUCAGACGAUUAAGUGAAUUAAUAUCAUUUCUUGCACGAUCAAAACUUGACUGGUAAAACCCAGUGUUCUACGUUGUUUGACAGUGCUGCUUUUUUCCUGUCGAAAGACUAAACUUAACUUAUUCUAAUGGUUAUAUUCGAUAUCAGAAGAAAUAAGUUACAAAAAGCUGAAGAAAUCACUAGGAAACAAAUACAGUUUGUUUCGUGUCAUUGUUUGAUCUUGAGAAAUUUAGAAUCAUAAUCUGUUACAAUGCACCCAACAACUUUUAUCUAACUCAAUUGUUGGAACUUUUAAAACGAAAUUGACAUUCUACCAGCCACUGACGCUGAGAUAAUAAAAAAUGUUGCAAAUACUUUUUGAAACAUUCGAUAAAAGUUGAAAUACAACAAAACAUUCUCUAAGCUUUUAUUUUACUUUAGACAGUAUUAAUCAAUUGAAAUUACUCAAUUUUAAUAAUUUGGAAAAUAUUUCAACAUUACGAGAAUUAAUUCGUGUUUGGUCACAAAUAUGUCGAGAGCUGCAGGAGAAAAAUGAUCAAAUUCAAGAGCAACUUCAAUUGAAUCAAGAUGAAAAACAAACAAUGUUUAAUGCUUAUUACAGUCUAUGUAAUUAUAUACAACAUAUUAAAGAGAAAUUAAUCAAUGUUAACUAUGAUACUGUUCAAAAUGAGUUGACAUAUGAUCAGUUUGAAUCGACAUUUCAAUUGAAUGAGACGGUGAAUAGAUUGAAUUAUGAAAAUCAACAAUUAAAACAGGAUAUCAUCAAACAGACAUCCAUUCAUCAACAACAGCAGCCACAAACAAUAAUUCCUUCUGAUGUGAAUGAUUUUGUUCUUACAUCAAUACCAAAACCUAAUUUAUUAGAUACUUCAAUUCAAACUGAUUCGAUUGAGGAUAACAAGAAUGAGAGCAUCGAACUUAUCAAUCGUUUACAUCAAUUAAAUAGUCAAAUUGAAAAUGAAUUAGACUUUGUACCAUUACAACAAGUUGAUCAACAUCCCUUAGAUAAAAUCGAGUUUUUAUUUCAUCAUUUAAAAUCUCAACUUUUCUCUGAAAUAUCUCGUUGUGAACAAUAUGCACAAGCAAAUAAUCAAUGGCAAACAUAUUUUGAAAAAAAUUAUGCACAAGAAUUUCAAACAAAAUUUGGUCAUUUAUUACCAUUUGAACAAGGACUCAUUGACGAACAUUUGACAUUAGAGCAAUUUGUAGACAAAUUAUUAAAUAUAAUUCAACAGAAUGAUAUUAGAAGUAAACAAAGAGUAAGGGAAAUGUUUGAUGAUGUGGUGCAGUUUAAUGAUUUAAAUGAAGAUGCACUUGAACAACAAUUACAAACAAUUAAACAACAAUUUGAAUAUUAUAAACAAAAGAGCAUACAACCAAUGAGCUCAGAUGCAGUUAUUAAAGAUCAACAGAUGCCACCCAUUGAAGAACGUCUUCAGACUGUUGCAUUGCAAACAAAGGAGAAUGAUGAACAAACGUCUAAACUAGAAAAAGCGUUAGAUCUUCUAAAAAUUGAAACAUCAAAAUUAAAAUCAUCUCAAGACGAAAUUGAACAGUUAAAAUCUGAUCACCAACAGCAGUCCGAGUCUUUAACGAAUAUAAAUGAUCAACUACUUCGAAUGACAUUAGAUACGGAACUACUUCAUUCGGAUAAUUUAGCAUUAAUCGAAAAAAAACAUCAAUUAGAAAUGCAAUUGGAUCAAAUGAAUGAACAAUAUACGUCAAUAAUAAAUAUAAACAAAUACAAUGAAAUAGUAAUUGAACAAUUAAAAUUUACUGUAGAAGAACAACAAAAGAUCAAACUCAAUGUGAGAGACGAAGAAACACAGACGACAAUGGCCGAACAAAAUGAUAUUGCUCUUCAGAUAUCGGUUGAUACGGACGAUCAUCAAUCUCAGACAGAAUUUAUUAAAAAAGAAAAUAAUAAUCAUUACACACAGACAGAUAUUACAAAAUUGCAAAGUACAGAAUGUCAAAGUAAUUUGAUGAUAGAUACUAAUGACCAAGAAACACAAACACAGUUAGUUAAUCAAUUAUGGACGCUGGUAAGUGGUUUUUUGCGAUCUAAUUUUCAUCUACUAUCGAUCCAUAAAUACAGUGCAGAGUGGCGUUUUUCGAAUAACUUUUUAUGGAAAAGUCCUAGCGAUCUACGGUUUUUACCAUCGUGUAGAGGACGAUUUUUGCCCUUAGAAAAAUAGUA